This is a messenger RNA of Dictyostelium purpureum, 999 nucleotides long. RefSeq lists its product as uncharacterized. The record is from RefSeq and is a predicted model, not a curated record. Lineage: Eukaryota; Evosea; Eumycetozoa; Dictyosteliales; Dictyosteliaceae. Bases 1 to 999 code for a protein of 332 amino acids. The transcript has 3 exons.
AUGGAUAAAAAAAUAAAAGAUGUUUUAAACACAAAUAAUUCCUAUUGGGAAAACAAAAGAAAAAUUGAUGUAAUUUCAGUCUAUGAUGAUUAUAAAGUUAAGGAUGCAUUAAAAAUCCUUGCAGAUAAUAAAAUAUUAUCAUUGCCAGUUAAAGAAAGAUCAACUGGUGAUUAUUUGGGAUUUAUAGAUAUGAACGAUAUCUUACACUCAAUUAUCGAUGCAUUUUUAUUAAAAUAUCCACAGAAAGAAGGACAUGACUGGGUAAGACUAUGUAAUGAUGUUAGUGAAGGUGAGAAAUUUGCUGAACAACCUGUAUUUCAUUUAAUAAAUCAAUCUAAAAGAGAUCAUUUCAUUCCAGUUGAUGAAAAUGGAUCAAUUCAUCAACUUGUUGAUGAGAUUUUUUCAAAAGAUAUUCAUAGAGUAGUUGUAAUUGAUGAAGAUGCAAAUACCAAAGGUAUAAUGUCCCAAACUGAUAUUUUAGAAUUUAUAUUAGAGAAUAAAAAAGAAAUUGGUGAUGGAAAAGAAUUUGAACAACCAAUCAGUGAACUGGAUAUCAUCGAAAAAGAUCUCCUUUCCAUUAAUUGUGACGUUAUGACAAUCCAAUGCUAUUACGUAAUGAUGCAACAAAACAAAUCAAGCAUUGUAUUACAUGGUAAAGAUGGUGAAAUAGUUGGUGAUCUUAGUAUUACAGAUCUUCGUGGCAUUGACCCAGAUUCAUUCAAACUAUUAUUAGAACCCGCCAAAGAUUUUUAUAAAAUUACCUCUGCUAGAAGAAAAAAAGAUAGCGUUGUACCUUUAAAUACCAAAUUUAAAGAUGCAUUACAAAUUCUCUACAAGAACCGUCUUCAUCGUCUUUGGUUAACUUGCGAUAAAAAGAGCUGCUUUGGUAUGCUUUCAAUUAGCAAUAUUAUGAAAUAUUUUGCAAGAGACUACAAAGAAAGAACUCCUCAACUCCACAAAGAGUUCAAGCCAGUCACACCCUCAAGAGUUAAUUAUUAG